AUGGCCUUCGUUCUCAGAAGAACCCUGUCUGGAAAAAGUGUGCGCCAUGUUCUGAGCGCAGCUGUAUUUGGGAUGUCGAAGCCCCUCAUCCCACAAUCGAGCUCUUUCAGAAUGCUUCAUGUUGGAGACCGAGCCUCGCUGACGAGAGUUUUCAGCGCAAGAGACGUCGCACUUUUUGCUGAGCUGACGGGAGACACAAACCCGCUCCACCUUGACCCUGAGUUUACCAAAAAGACCUCUUUUGAAGCUCCCAUUGUUCAUGGUGUGCUGAUUAAUGGUCUUAUCUCAGCAGUUUUGGGGACUAAAAUGCCCGGCAGAGGCAGCGUGUUUCUCUACCAGGAAAUUCGCUUCCCGGCACCUUUGUUUAUUGGGGAGGAGGUGGUGGCCGAGGCAGAGGUCAAGAAGAUCAAAAUGUCAUUUGCUUUUAUUUCCGUUUCCUGUUCUGUCCGAGACAAAGUGGUAAUGGAGGGGGAGGUGAUGGUGAUGAUUCCAGAGGACAUGCAGGGGGCAUAGCUAUUACGCAACUUAUUAUGAAAUAUUUUUCAUUUAUUUGUAGAACAUUUCUCUUGUUCUCAAAAAGAGUUGUUUUGUAACAUGGCACAAACUGCAUAAAAUUGUUCCGUUAUAAAGGAAGAAUUCUGCCAUAAAUAAAAAUGUUAAUGAUU
Molecule: messenger RNA, 665 nt
Organism: Silurus meridionalis
Lineage: Eukaryota; Metazoa; Chordata; Actinopteri; Siluriformes; Siluridae
Product: hydroxyacyl-thioester dehydratase type 2, mitochondrial-like
Exons: 1
Coding region: 1-513 (170 amino acids)
Source: RefSeq, a predicted model, not a curated record